UCUCAGAGUCUUUAUGAGCUGAGCUUCUGCACCAUUCACUGGUGAGGAGGCAACAGCGCCGUGUUUCAGCUCUGCUUGUGGACUGGACCUCAUGUCACCUCAACAAGGCUGCUGCUCAGGGACGGAUCAGAUCACCCACUAGACUAACUAAUUUUAUUUUGUUUGGUUGAGCUGGACACUCAUAUUUAUACCUAAACCGGUUUCUUUCACUAAAGAGCAACACCACACAUGCACUUUCGGUUGCUGAUUGUUUUGAACCGGUUUAUGCAAUAAGAGUUUGUCUCAAGGAAGACUGAUGAUCACAGACUCUUCUGGAAACUCCAGGUUGUAAAUGAACUCAUUCGGGUUCAUCUGAAGUGAUUUUAACACGGCGUGUACGGAGCUUCUUGGUGUUCUGGUUGAUAUGAUAAAGACUCGGCAGUGUCUGCUGUGUGUUCGCACUUUCUUUGGCGUCACGUCCAGGUUAUGGAGUUUAUUCUUAUACGUGCUCAGGAAACCUCUAAGAACCAUAAUACAAUAUCAGACGGUGCGAUAUGACGCUUUACCCUUGUCACCGUUGUCUAGAACCAGACUCAAUGCAGUAAAGCGGAAGAUUCUGGUUUUAGACCUCGAUGAGACGUUGAUUCACUCUCACCAUGAUGGCGUUCUGAGAUCAACUGUACGACCUGGCACUCCACCAGACUUUAUCCUUAAAGUGGUUAUAGACAAGCACCCAGUCCGAUUCUUUGUGCAUAAAAGGCCCCAUGUGGACUUCUUCCUGGAGGUGGUCAGUCAGUGGUACGAGCUUGUAGUUUUCACUGCUAGCAUGGAAAUCUACGGCUGUGCAGUUGCAGACAAGCUGGACAACAACAAAGGCAUCCUGAAACGCAGAUACUACAGACAGCAUUGCACACUGGAGCUGGGAAGUUAUUUAAAAGACCUGUCCGUCAUACAUACUGAUCUUUCCAGUAUAUCAAUUCUGGACAAUUCGCCUGCAGCGUAUCGCAGUCAUCCAGACAAUGCAAUACCUAUAAAAUCAUGGUUCAGUGAUCCCAGUGACACAGCACUUCUUAACCUUCUGCCAAUGUUGGAUGCAUUAAGGUUUACAGCUGAUGUUCGGUCCGUCCUUAGUCGAAACCUGCACCAGCAUCAACUUUGGUGAUUGUCCUACUGAGAGAUGUUGUUUUGUUUGUUUUGUACUUUUUCCCAUUCAGACUCUGUCCCUCAGUUCUGAUCCCUCUUUUUAUGACCCCGAAACAUCUGAACUUGAAGGAUGUAAAGAACAUUGAGAACACGUUUACCCUCGGUGCCCUUUCCAUCUUCAAACUGGAGUCGCUGUUUGAAAUUUCUUUUAGAAUAAUGUAUAAGGUCUGCACACACAACCACGGGUACAGAGGCAGAGCCGUCAAAAAAUGGUUUUAUUCACGCAGUGCCAUGUUUUUAAUCUGACAGAUUUUAGGAGUCUGCUCUUCUCAGGAUAUUGUGAUGGACAGUGUUCUUUUACUGCUAUGAAUAUGUGGAUGAGCAGUAAUUUGGAGUCCUUUUUUAUACUCUCCUUUCUUUCUCUUGAGUGAAGGCUUUGUAGCCGAUAAUUUGGGAAAGUAAAUGCCGAAAGGUGCUUUUUAUUUUAUCUUUUUGGUGAGGGGGUGUAACAAGAAUCCACUUUAACUCUACAAUGAGUGAGCAUGGAGACAUGUAUUUUAAUAAGAAUAUAUAAUUUUGGACUUGAAUAAGUGGUACAUCCUUUGAACAGAUUUCUUGAUCUGUACAAGUUCCCAUUUACAACACUUUAUAUUUUGUGAUUAAUGUAAAGAUUCCUUCAUUUCAAUUGGUCAAACAAUUAUUGUUGUUGAGCUGUUGUUUAGGUGCCAUCGUUGAAUAGAAGAGUUUUUACUGGUUUAUGUAUUAAUGGCCAUCUUUAAGUUGGUCAUUUUAUAAGACUAGUCUAAUUUCUAUUUUAUUUUUUUUAUAUAUAUGACUCCGAUAUUAGUUUUUUUUUUUUUUUAUGAAUUGUAUUAUUCUGAACAGCAUAAGGUAGCAGCAGCAGUCUGGUUAAGUCUUUAGAAGUAAAAAGAAAUGGCAUUUAUAAAGACAUGCAAGGAAUGAAUAUUGUGUUGUAAGCCUGUAUAAAUGUACAAAACGUUGACUGAGCAGUUGCCAUUUUUUUUUUGCCUGCUAGAUUGUAAACAAUAUUCAGUUCAAAUCACAGAGCAGCUCUUUUUGAACUGCAGACCUGACAUUAAUAAAACACAUGACCAUG
Molecule: messenger RNA, 2239 nt
Organism: Silurus meridionalis
Lineage: Eukaryota; Metazoa; Chordata; Actinopteri; Siluriformes; Siluridae
Gene: ctdnep1b
Product: CTD nuclear envelope phosphatase 1b
Exons: 7
Coding region: 404-1141 (245 amino acids)
Molecular function (GO): protein serine/threonine phosphatase activity
Source: RefSeq, a predicted model, not a curated record